AUGAAACAAAAAAAAGAAAAUAGAUUAAACCUUCUUCCAAUUAUCGAAUGUGUCAUGCUUUGUGGAAGGCAAGAACUUGCUUUACGUGGACAUAAAGAUGCUGGUCCAAUUUGUUUUAAAACUGAAUUUGAACCUUAUAUUAAUGAAGGUAAUUUCCGUGCCAUUUUGAAGUAUAAGGCUAAAGAUCUGAAUCAUUUAAAACAUUUUUUGGAAUCUGAUGGCCGAUACAAGUACACAAGUGCAAAAAUCCAAAAUGAAAUUAUUUCAUCUGCUGGAGAUAUUUUAUUAGAGAAAAUUGUCAAAGAGGUCAAUUCUGCCAAAUGCUUUUCAGUUUUAGCAGAUGAAACGACUGACAUUUCAGUCAAAGAACAAUUAGCGUUGUGUGUUAGAUAUGUUGUUGGUUCUGAUGAAAAUGUAUUUGUUUGUGAACGCUUUUUAAAAUAUAUCGAAAUUCAUAGUCUGACAGGAAAAGACAUUGCAUCAACUAUUGUGAAUGGGCUCAAUUCAUGUGGAAUAGACUGCAGUAACAUGUAUGGACAAGGUUAUGACGGUGCUUCUAAUAUGUCGGGGCGUUUUAAAGGUACUCAAAAAAUUGUGAGGGAAACAUGUCCUAAGGCCCUAUAUGUUCAUUGCGCAGCACACUCGUUGAAUUUGGCUGUAUCUACAAGUUGUGAUAUUCAAGCAAUACGAAAUUCUUUGGGUUUGGUUGAAAAAAUGUACUGCUUUUUAAAUACACCUAAACGCAAAAAUGUCUUGUUAAGUGUUAUUAACGAAAGUGACUUGGAUACAAGAUCAAAAUCUAUUAAACAUCUUUGUGCAACAAGAUGGGUGGAAAGAUAUACGGCAAUAAAUGAUUUUGUAGAAUUAUUUCCUUAUGUAAUUCAAACAUUAGAAAAAAUAUGCGAGUGGAAUGACACAACUUCGACUGAUGCAAACAUUUUAAUGAAAGCAAUGGACUCAGAAUUUUUAAUUUCACUUCAAGUUUUAUUUUCAUAUGGCUUACCAUUAUGUAAACUUUUGCAAAAAGUCAAUCUUGACUUAAAAGAAGCAGUAGAUCUUGCUGAAAUUACUGUUGCUACUAUUCAACGUUUACGUGUAAAUAUAGCUGAAGAGUUUAAACAAUUGUUUAAAGAAGCUGAGUUAAAUGAGCGCUUUUUAUGUCAUAAAAAUGUACUUAAAGGAUUUCAAUGUUUGUUUUCUGGUACAUAUUCAGAUGAUUUUGAUGAACUUCUUCUAUUUUAUCUUGACACUGAUGAACAAAUUGUUAAAGCAGAAUUAAAUCUAUGGCAUGCAGUACUUAACAACAAUGGACAAUACCCUAAAAGUGGGUUGGAAGCAUUAAGGCUAUGCAAGAAGGAAAUGUUUCCAAAUAUUCAUUUCUUAGUUCAAAUACUAUGUACUUUACCAGUGUCCACAGCAACCCCAGAACGAACGUUUUCAUGUCUAAAAAGAUUGAAAACUUAUUUAAGAAACACAAUGACAGAAGCACGACUUAAUGGUCUGACAAUGUUGGCUGUUCACACUGAUAUACCACUUUCAGCUGAAGAAGUCCUUGACGAACUUGCAAAAAAACCACGCAAACUAGACUUUGUUUUAUAA
Molecule: messenger RNA, 1599 nt
Organism: Acyrthosiphon pisum (pea aphid)
Lineage: Eukaryota; Metazoa; Arthropoda; Insecta; Hemiptera; Aphididae
Product: zinc finger MYM-type protein 1-like
Exons: 7
Coding region: 1-1599 (532 amino acids)
Molecular function (GO): protein dimerization activity
Source: RefSeq, a predicted model, not a curated record